Molecule: messenger RNA, 8500 nt
Organism: Perognathus longimembris pacificus (Pacific pocket mouse)
Lineage: Eukaryota; Metazoa; Chordata; Mammalia; Rodentia; Heteromyidae
Gene: Ptpn13
Product: protein tyrosine phosphatase non-receptor type 13
Exons: 48
Coding region: 473-7939 (2488 amino acids)
Biological process (GO): peptidyl-tyrosine dephosphorylation
Cellular component (GO): nucleus; cytoskeleton; cytoplasm
Molecular function (GO): phosphatidylinositol 3-kinase regulatory subunit binding; protein tyrosine phosphatase activity
Source: RefSeq, a predicted model, not a curated record
ACACCAUGAUCCCCGUCCCUCGAGGUCUCCGAGGUGCCGGGCAGCCGCGCGCCUCAGUUCUUCCGUCCGCCUCGGGCGCCCCGGCCGCGCUCGGAGCCGGCGGUCAGCGCUGAGGCGCCAGCGCAGAGGCGCUCGCGCCCGAGGGUUACGACGAAGUUGUGGAAAGGGGCGCGGAGCACCGUCGGACGGCGGAACGUGAGCGCCCGGCUCGCGGUCAGGCCGCCGGCCAGGGUCGCCCGCCCGGGGCCGUUUCCAAGGCGUGGCGGCGGCGGGGGAGAUGCUGCUGCUCUUCGCCCCUGCCCGAGGCUCCUCGCUCUGCUCCUCCGGCCCCAGCCCGCUGCCCCUCGGGGGAGAAAAGGUGGUGGCUUUCCGCGCCCGCCGCGGCUGCCGACGGUCCGCCUGGAAGCCGCGUUCCCGCAGCCCGCGCCCCGCGCGCCAGUAGCCGGACCUGGGGUCCCGACGAGCCGGUACUAUGCAUGUGACACUAGCUGAGGCCCUGGAGGUUCGGGGCGGUCCGCUUCAGGAAGAAGAAAUAUGGGCUGUAUUAAACCAAAGUGCUGAAAGUCUCCAAGAACUAUUCAGAAAAGUAAGCAUAGCUGAUCCUGCUGCCCUGGGCUUCAUCAUUUCUCCAUGGUCUCUACUGUUGCUACCAUCUGGUAGUGUGUCAUUUACAGAUGAAAAUAUUUCCAAUCAGGACCUUCGAGCAUUCACUGCACCAGAAGUUCUUCAAAAUCAAUCACUGACAUCUCUCUCUGAUGUUGAGAAGAUCCACAUUUAUUCUCUUGGAAUGACAUUGUAUUGGGGAGCAGAUCAUGAAGUACCUCAGAGCCAACCUAUUAAACUUGGAGAUCAUCUCAACAGCAUACUGCUUGGUAUGUGUGAGGAUGUUAUUUAUGCUCGGGUUUCUGUCCGGACUGUCUUGGAUGCUUGCAGUGCCCACAUUAGGAAUAGCAAUUGUGCUCCUUCCUUUUCCUACGUGAAACAGUUGGUAAAACUGGUCCUGGGAAAUCUGGCUGGGACGGAUCAGCUUUCCUGUAACAAUGAGCACAAGUCUGACCGAAGCCAGGCUAUUCGGGACCGAUUGAGAGGAAAAGGAUUACCAACAGGAAGAAGCUCUACUUCUGAUGUACUAGACACACACAAGGCUCCAUUCUCUCAUCAGACCUUUCUUAACAAAGGGCUUAGUAAGUCUAUGGGAUUUCUGUCCAUCAGAGACACACAAGAUGAGGAAGAUUAUUUCAAGGACAUUUCAUCACAUGAAAAUUCUGGACAUGAAGAUUCUGAAAAUAUCUGCUCCCCAUACCAGUUCAAAACUAGCAAUCCACAAAAAAACAUUAUCCCUGGCAUUGAGGUGCUUCCCAAGAAGAAAACUUGGGCUUCAUCCAUGGAUUUGCUUUGUACAUCUGACAGAGACUUCUCUUCUGGAGAGACAGGCCAAUACCCACUCUGUCACCCUGAGGCUGUAACAGGUCGGACUUCAACUAUUCCUAGAAAAAGAGAAGCAAGAUACUCUGAUGGAAGCAUAGCCUUGGAUAUCUUUGGUCCUCAGAAAAAGGAUCCAGUGUAUCACACUCAAGAAAUGCCCACUUCCUCUGCAAUAUCAAGUGCUUUGGACCGAAUUCGAGAGAGACAAAAGAAACUUCAGGUUCUGAGAGAAGCCAUGAAUGUAGAAGAACCAGUUCGAAGAUACAAACCUUACCACAGUGAUAUCUUCAGUACCUCCAGUGAAAGUCCAUCUAUUAUUUCUUCUGAUUCAGAUUUCAGACAAGUGAGAAGAAGCGAAGCUUCAAAGAGAUUUGAAUCCAGCAGUGGUCUCCCAGGGUUAGAUGAAACCCCAAGUCAAGGACAACUGCAGAGACCAAGACAAUAUGAAACACCUCUUGAGGGCAGCUUAAUCAAUCAAGAGAUCAUGCUAAAACGGCAAGAAGAAGAGAUGAUACAGCUGCAGGCCAGAAUGGCCCUUCGACAGUCUCGCUUAAGCCUAUGUCCAGGAGACACAAUCAAAGCUUCUAUGCUUGAUAUCACAAGGGAUCCAUUAAGAGAAAUUGCCCUAGAAACAGCCAUGACCCAGAGAAAACUGAGGAAUUUCUUUGGCCCGGAGUUUGUGAAAAUGACGAUUGAACCAUUUAUAUCUUUGGAUUUGCCUCCAUCUCUUCUUACCAAGAAAGGGAAGAAUGAAGAUAACCGGAGAAAAGUAAAUGUAAUGCUUCUGAGCGGACAGCGUUUAGAACUGACCUGUGAUACCAAAACUAUAUGUAAAGAUGUGUUUGAUAUGGUCGUGGCCCAUAUUGGCCUAGUGGAGCAUCAUUUGUUUGCUUUAGCUAUCCUCAAAGAAAAUGAAUAUUUUUUUGUUGAUCCUGAUUUAAAAUUGACCAAAGUAGCCCCAGACGGAUGGAAAGAAGAACCAAAGAAAAAGAGCAAAGCCACUGUUAACUUUACUUUGUUUUUCCGAAUUAAAUUUUUCAUGGAUGAUGUUAGUCUAAUACAACACAGUCUGACCUGUCAUCAGUAUUACCUUCAACUACGGAAAGAUAUUUUGGAGGAGAAGAUGCACUGUGAUGAUGAGACUUCCUUACUGCUGGCAUCCUUGGCUCUCCAGGCUGAGUAUGGGGAUUAUCAGCCUGAGAUUCAUGGUGUGUCUUACUUUCGACUAGAGCAUUAUUUGCCUGCCAGAGUGAUGGAGAAACUUGACUUGUCUUAUAUUAAAGAAGAGUUGCCCAAAUUGCACAAUACUUAUGCCGGAGCUUCUGAAAAAGAGACAGAGUUAGAAUUUUUAAAGGUCUGUCAGAGGCUGACAGAAUAUGGAGUUCAUUUUCACCGAGUACACCCUGAGAAAAAAUCGCAAACAGGAAUUCUUCUCGGAAUCUGUUCUAAAGGUGUCCUUGUGUUUGAAGUUCACAAUGGAAUUCGUACAUUGGUUCUUCGCUUUCCAUGGAGAGAAACAAAGAAGAUUUCUUUUUCUAAAAAGAAGAUCACAUUACAAAAUACAUCGGAUGAAAUAAAGCAUGCCUUUCAGACAGACAGUGCUAAGGUAUGCGAAUAUCUGUUGCAUCUCUGUUCUUCCCAACAUAAGUUCCAGCUACAGAUGAGAGCAAGACAGAGCAACCAAGAUGCCCAAGACCUUGAGAGAGCUUCGUUUAGGAGCCUGAACCUCCAAGCAGAGUCCGUUAGAGGAUUUAAUAUGGGACGCGCAAUCAGCACUGGCAGUCUGGCCAGCAGCACCCUGAACAAACUGGCCGUUCGACCUUUGUCAGUUCAAGCUGAGAUUCUGAAGAGGUUAUCCUGCUCAGAGCUGUCGCUUUACCAGCCAUUGCAAAACAGUUCAAAAGAGAAGAGUGACAGAGCUUCAUGGGAGGAAAAGCCUAGAGGGAUGAGUAAAUCCUACCAUGAUCUAAGUCAGGCCUCUCUCUAUCCUCAUCGGAAAAAUGUCAUUGUUAACAUGGAAUCCCCGCCACAAACUGGUGCGGAGUUGGUGGGAAAACCUUUUCACCUGAUGGCAAGAUCUGAUACAGAAUCUUUGGCAGGAGUCACAAAACUUCCUAAUUCAAAGUCUGUUGCAAGUUUAAGUAGAAGUCCUGAAAGGAGGAAACAUGAAUCAGACUCAUCCAUUGAAGACCCUGGUCAAGCAAGUGUUGUAGGAAUGACUAUGCAUAGUUCUGGAAAUCCUUCAUCCCAAGUACCCUUAAAAGAAAAUGAUGUGCUACACAAAAGAUGGAGUAUUGUGUCUUCACCAGAAAGGGAGAUCAUGUUGGUAAACCUGAAAAAAGAUGCAAAGUAUGACUUAGGAUUUCAAAUUAUCGGUGGGGAGAAAAUGGGAAGACUGGAUUUAGGUGUAUUUGUCAGUUCAAUUACCCCUGGAGGACCAGCCGACUUGGAUGGAUGCCUAAAGCCAGGAGACCGAUUAAUAUCAGUGAAUAGUGUGAGUCUUGAGGGUGUUAGCCACCAUGCUGCAGUUGAAAUUUUGCAAAAUGCACCUGAAGAUGUGACACUUGUUAUCUCCCAGCCAAAAGAAAAAAUAUCCAAAGUGCCUUCUACUCCUGUGCAUUUUGCCAAUGGGAUGAAAAACUACAUGAAGAAGCCUUUCUACAUGCAAGACAGUACUAUGGAUUCUUCUCACAAUCACCAUUGGCCACGGGGUACCCUGAGAAACAUCACAGAAAGCUCCUUUGGGCUGUCCGGGGGCUUACGUGAAGGAAGCCUUAGUUCUCAAGAUUCUAGGACUGAGAGUGCCAGCUUGACCCAGAGCCAGGUCAAUGGCUUCUUUACUAGCCAUUUAAGUGACCAAACCUGGCAGGACUCACAACAUGGCAGCCCGACCCCAUCCGUAAUAUCCAAAGCCACCGAGAAGAAGAAGAGUUCCUCUGACAGUAACCAAAGCAAAGCCAAAAAGCCAGGCACUUGUGAUGCAGCUGAUUACUCCGACCAUGGAGAUUCAGACAUGGAUGAAGCCACUUAUUCCAGCAAUCAAGAGCAUCAAUCACCAAAAAAGGAUUCUUCCUCCUCAAUGAAUACAUCCAACAAAAUGAAUUUUAAAUCUUUUUCUUCAUCACCUCCUAAACCUGGAGAUAUCUUUGAGGUUGAACUGCCUAAAAAUGCUAACAGCUUGGGGAUAAGUGUCACGGUACUGUUUGACAAGGGAGGUGUGAAUACUAGUGUCCGGCAUGGUGGCAUUUAUGUGAAAGCUAUUAUUCCCAAGGGAGCCGCCGAGUUGGAUGGCAGGAUUCACAAAGGUGAUCGUGUGUUAGCUGUCAAUGGAGUAAGUCUAGAAGGAGCUACUCAUAAGCAAGCUGUGGAAACACUAAGAAAUACAGGACAGGUGGUUCAUCUAUUGUUAGAAAAGGGGCAGUCACCAGUAUCCAGGGAGCAUAUCCCUGUGACCCCACAGUGUACCCUUCCAGAUCUGGAGGCCCAAGGUCAAACCUCAGAAAGAGUGAUGAAGAAAACAACUCACAUCAGAGACUACAGCUUUGUCACUGAAGAAAAUACAUUUGAGGUAAAACUGUUUAAAAAUAGCUCAGGCCUGGGAUUCAGUUUUUCUCGAGAAGAUAAUCUUAUACCUGAGCAAAUGAAUGCCAGCAUUGUCAGGGUUAAAAAGCUCUUCCCUGGACAGCCAGCAGCUGAGAGUGGGAAAAUUAAUGUGGGAGAUGUUAUCUUGAAAGUGAAUGGAGCAUCUUUGAAAGGACUGUCUCAGCAGGAAGUCAUAUCUGCUCUCAGGGGAACCGCUCCAGAAGUAUCCUUGAUUCUCUGUAGACCUCCACCAGGUGUCAUACCAGAACUUGACAGUACUGUUUUGACUCCACUCCACUCUCCGGCACAAAUACUUCCAAGCUGCAGUAAAGAGCCCUCUCAGCCAUCCUCUAUGGAGCAAGGCACCAGCUCAGAUGAAAAUGAAAUGUCUGACAAAAAUACGGAACAGUGCAAAUCCCCAUCCAGGAAAAACAGCUACAGUGACAGCAGUGGGGGUGGAGAAGAUGAUCUAGUGAAAGCUCCAGCAAAGAUGCCCAACAUGACCUGGAGUUCAGCCUUGCAUCAGACUCUAAGUAACACGAUGUCACAGGCACAAAAUCAACACGAAGCACCCAAGAGGCAAGAAGAUACCAUUCAUACCAUGUUUUUCUGUCCUCAGAAAAUAUCCAAUAAACCAGAAUUUGAGAACAGCAAUCCUCCCUCCCCCCUACCAUCAGAAACAACGCCUGGGCAAAGUUGCCAACCCCAAUCAGAACCCUCUUCUAAUUCAAUGGGUAAAACCUGUAUACAUCACUCAUCUGAAUCAAGUACACAAGAAAACUUGACAACUUUGACAAAUGACUUGAAAGCCCACUCUGAAGACUUGGAACUUGAAGUAGAACUCCUCAUUACUCUAAUGAAGUCAGAAAAAGGCAGUCUUGGUUUUACAGUAACCAAAGGCAAUCAGAGUAUCGGUUGUUAUGUUCAUGAUGUCAUACAGGAUCCAGCCAAAAGUGAUGGAAGACUAAAACCUGGGGACCGGCUCAUAAAGGUGAACGAUACGGAUGUUUCAAACAUGACUCACACUGAUGCAGUGAAUCUGCUCCGAGCUGCACCCAAGAUAGUGAGAAUAGUUGUUGGACGAGUUCUAGAAUUGCCCAGGCUGCCAGUGUUGCCUCAUUUGCUACCUGACAUUACAUUAACAUGCAACAAAGAGAAGUUAGGUUUCUCCCUAUCUGGAGGUCAUAACAGUCUUCAUCAAGUGAUAUAUAUUGGUGAUAUCAAUCCAGGGUCAGUUGCAGCCAUUGAGGGUAAUCUCCAGCUGUUAGAUAUCAUCCAUUAUGUAAAUGGAGUCAGCACGCAAGGAAUGACCUUAGAAGAGGCUAACAGAGCAUUAGACAUGUCACUUCCUUCUGUGGUGCUGAAAGCCACAAGAGAUGGUCAUGCUGUGGUCCCCACUUCAAAAAAAUCUGCCAUUUCAACACCAGAGUCAACUAGAGCCAAUGGCUGUCCUAGUGUGGAGCCUUGUGUCCGACCUGCCCUCACCCCUGAGCACUCAUUCUCCCAGGUUAAUGGGGAAGAAAUAACUGAAGCUUUGCACACGAAAGGAAAAUGUUCUGUUUCUCAAAUACAGGAAUCCAUCAACUUCACUGAGGCCAAAGAGCUGGCUAUACUGGAUGACAUUUAUGAUGAUCCUCAAGAAGCUGAAGUGAUCCAAUCUCUGCUGGAUGUUGUAGAUGAGGAAGCCCAGAAUCUUCUCCACCAGAAUAACACAACAGAAGAUGUGUGUGUUCCAGGUACACUGGUGGCAGAUGGCCAGUUAGCAGAUGGGAGAGAAGAUACAGACUGCGAUGGUUCCCCUUUACCCCAGGACCUCACUGAGAUUAUUAAAAUGAACGGUUGUAAAGAAUACUAUGAAGAACAAGUGAGCAGUGAAAGCUUAACUCAGAAGUCACAAACAAGAGAGACAGGUGAAGAUGAAGUGGCACGGGGCGGUGGUGAUGCACCGGUGCAAACGAGCCAUGGAGAUCUCGAUAAAGAUCAUCUCUUUCUGACUCUUGAGGAGCUCGCCGCCCUCCCCAUUGUCAGAGUUCCUCCCUCUGGGAAGUACAGUGGCGCCAACUUGAAAUCCAUCAUUCGAAUGCUGCGAGGUUUACUCGACCAAGGCAUUCCUUCUAAGGAGCUAGAGAAUCUUCAAGAAUUAAAACCUUUAGAUCAGUGUCUAAUUGGACAGACUAAGGAAAACAGAAGGAAGAACAGAUACAAAAAUAUACUUCCCUAUGACGCUACGAGAGUGCCCCUUGGCGAAGAAGGCGGCUAUAUCAACGCCAGCUUCAUCAAGAUCCCCGUGGGGAAAGAAGAGUUCGUUUACAUUGCCUGCCAGGGGCCUCUCCCUACGACUGUGGGAGAUUUCUGGCAGAUGAUUUGGGAGCAAAAAUCCACAGUGAUUGCCAUGAUGACACAAGAAGUAGAAGGAGAAAAAGUCAAAUGCCAGCGCUACUGGCCAAACAUCCUAGGCAAAACAACAAUGGCCAAUGACAGGCUGCGCCUGGCUCUUGUGAGGACGCAGCAGCUGAAGGGCUUUGUAGUGAGGGCCAUGACCGUAGAAGACAUUCAGACAGGAGAGGUGCGACACGUUUCUCAUCUGAAUUUCACAGCCUGGCCGGAUCACGAUACGCCUUCCCAGCCCCAUGACCUGCUCACGUUCAUCUCCUACAUGAGACACGUCCACAGCGCAGGCCCCAUCGUCACGCACUGCAGCGCGGGCAUCGGACGCUCGGGGACGCUCAUAUGCAUUGAUGUGGUCCUGGGACUCAUCAGUCAAGACCUUGACUUUGACAUCUCUGACUUAGUGCGCUGCAUGAGACUGCAAAGACACGGCAUGGUUCAGACGGAGGAUCAAUAUAUUUUCUGCUAUCAAGUCAUCCUCUAUGUCCUGACUCACCUUCAUGCUGAAGAAGAGCAACAAGAGCGGCCUCCGCUUCCAAAAUGACAAGAGAAGAGCAGCUUCUGGAUGUUUCCACACCUCCUUACCCUCCAGCAGACUUGUGCUCUGCUUACACUAAGGGUCGCAGGGCUGCAAGGCCCCGCGAUACUAUUCUGCUUAUUCUCCUCUGCCUUAGAGAAGGGCAUUCUUCCCAACAGCAGAUGUCAAAUGCUGGAUUUUUACAGCGACUUUAACCUGCUAGAAAUUAUUUCACACACAUUGAACAACACAGAUCGUAGGACUAAUGACAGCUUUUGAUUAAAGUGGGCAUUGUUACAAGGACACCCUCAGUCCACUAUUAAUGUAUCAAUCUUUGUUUAUAGCAAAAAAAAAUUUCCCAGUAUUUUAAUAAAGUAGAGGUAUUUUAUAGGGGAUACUUGAAACCAGUAUUUAAGCUUUAAAUGACAAUAAUAAUUGCAUAGGAAAAAGUAGUAUAUGUUUACUAUAUCAAUUUCUAAUGUUUACUAUAUAGAAUUUCUUGUAAUAUAUUUGUAUACUUUUUUCAUGAAAGUGAAGUUAUCAGCUACUGUUUGUAACGGUAUCAUCCAUUUGUAAUGCAUUAUCUCA